Molecule: messenger RNA, 2334 nt
Organism: Alternaria incomplexa
Lineage: Eukaryota; Fungi; Ascomycota; Dothideomycetes; Pleosporales; Pleosporaceae
Exons: 3
Coding region: 1-2334 (777 amino acids)
Biological process (GO): chromosome segregation
Cellular component (GO): MIS12/MIND type complex
Source: RefSeq, a predicted model, not a curated record
AUGUCCAACCAACUCUCGGACCCCGGGUCGAGCGUCUACGACUCGGCCACGAUGCAUGUCGGAGAUGGCACAUGGGACUCGCAGCGCAACACUUUUCUGCUGCCCAACUUGCAAGCCCCCAACUUUGAGACGAUGCGAUUGAAUGGUAUGGGCAACCGCUUCCGCAGCAUGGCCAGCUACAAGGCUCUCAUCACAGCCCACGGCGUAUUAGCAGUCAUUGCUUUCCUAUUCGUAAUACCCGCAGCUAUCUUCAUGGCUCGCUUCUACCAUCGCAACCCACGAACCGCCUUGCGAGUCCACAUCUGGUUGCAAGUAGCAGCAGUGCUUCUUUCGACUGCUGCCAUCGUCUGCAGCUUCCAAGCUGUUGGCCUCGAGAGAUCUCUGACCAACCCUCACCACGGCAUCGGCGUUGCGCUAUACACUCUUGUUAUGGUUCAAUUCCUUGGUGGCGCUCUCAUUCAUAAACUUGAAAAGGGCAAGGAGCGAUUCAAGAUCCCUCUUAAGCUUAUGAUCCCACUUGGCCUGACACUAUACGGGUCACCACUGGCCUUGUUCAUCCUUUUCGCAGUGUGGACUUUCAUCUUAGUAAUCCUCUACUUCGUCCUCUCCUACAGGACCCAGCCCGAGAUGGACUUUGAUGACCGUAGCACCUACAUCACCGACCGCUCAUACAGUACCAGGAUAAGUCGACGCACGAGCAGAGGCCCUGGCGCUGGAAAGCUCGCAGCAGCGGGAGCAGCCGGUGCAGGAUUAGCCGCGCUGGGGUCAAGAAGAUCUCGAAGCCGCACCCGCAGCAGGCAUGGUGGCACAGUCCUUAGUUCCCGACCCGACUCUCGGUCCCGCGUCGCCGACUCUGAGUUCACCGAAUCGUACUUGAGUGAUGAGAAAUACCGCGCCGAUGGCAACAAAGGUUCCACUUGGAAGGACAAGCUCCUAGGAGUUGGGGCUGCAGCUGGUGGUAUUUUCGCCGUCAAGAAACUAUUCAAUCGCAAACCAAAACAUCCUCCGACCGAGACAGGGAGCGACUUCAGUUACAGCCGCCCAUUGGGACCAUCCGAGGUCACUCAGACCGAUAUCUCUAGGCUCGAGGAAGGAAGGGCACCCGAAUCUCCAGCAAACCGUCGAAACGACUGGCGUCGAGACAACCCACAAGCAUCGGCUUUGUCUGGAAGUGCUAUGCGACCUGGUCACCGCCCAACUGGAAGUGUCACCUCCAUUGACUCUUUCGAUAGCCGGACAAGCCUCAGCGAAGAAACUGAAAUGAGGCCUAGGGAUCGGCAGUAUGGACUAAAGGAGGGUGUUGCUACCAUGGGAGUCGUCGGUUUCCUAAAGCAUUCUCUCAGCAAGCGCAGCAAGAAGAAGGAAGACGACCGCGUGGAAGAGAUGAGACAACAAGAUCUGGAAGAGGAACGGGUCGCCCGCAUGAACAGCCAACGCCGCAAGAAGUACACGGGUGAUGGAGCACCUCCAAGGAGAGGCCAUAGACCGCCGUCCACCAUUCUGUCUGAGAGCGAUAUGACCGGUAUCACGCCCUCAGUAGCGCAGCGCCCAUCUCGACCCAUGGAUUCUACUGUCACGCCCAACCCAAGUCGCCCCCCUCGCGCCGGUGUCUACAGUGUCUUGUCAGAUUCCGGUUCCGAAGCUUACGACUCACCCGGAGGCCGUCACCACAGCCGACGCCGCACGGGAGACGCACCAAUAAUACCUGCUGGUGCAGCCGCGGCAGCCACAGUCACUUCUGCCGGAUCGCCCACCAAGCGAGAACGCCGCGGCAGCAGAGACGACGUGGCCUCCCCUCCCGUAUCCGUCAAAGUCAAGAUGCACAACGACGGCCGCCACGUAACCCUCCGCCGCCUCAACGAAGAAGAAGCCGCCGCCGAACGCGAAGCCCGCCGCCGAGAACGCCAACGCAAAAACCGCGCCGGCAGCGUAAGUUCCAUGAGCGGCGUCGGCGGCGACCGCUGGCGCAGAACCGAAGCCAUGGAAGCUGCUCAAGCCGCUGAAAUGGCUCAACAGUCUGGUGCUCAUCCUCCUCCGCCUAUGCCCAUGCCUAGUUCGAGUACCUUGCGCAUGCCUGAAGCGAAUAUUCCUCCGCCUCCGCCGGGUCCUCCUCCCAUGUUCGGUAAUGGCCAGCAACAGCAUCUAGCGCCUGAUCAGGCUAAUUUCCCUCCUCCGCCUCCUAUUCCUGCUGCCGCGGAUACGGUGCUGAGUAGUCCGGUGUAUGGGACUGAGACGGAUCUUAGUAAUUAUGAUUCCAACAGGAGGAGAAGGAGAGCGGAAAGGGCGCAGGCUAAGCAGGCGAGGUUGGGGGGGAGUCGCGUUGAGUUUUCGUGA